Pedinophyceae sp. YPF-701 is the source of this 528-nucleotide messenger RNA. NCBI's taxonomy places the organism in Eukaryota, Viridiplantae, Chlorophyta, Pedinophyceae. The record is from the annotation of a GenBank genome assembly.
AUGGCAGGAGCUGCAACCGGGGAUGCGAACUGCGACGGUGAGAGAUCCUUCUCAGAGUCGUGUUCGUCCUCAUGUCUGCGCCCGGUGCCCCCCACGCAGACGACGAACCUCGCCGCGGUGAUGGAGUCCCUCGCGAAGGAGCAGAGCGAGGCCGAGGCCGCGUCGCGGCCCGCCACGGCCCGGAAAGAGGCCCGCCGCGCCGCUGCAGCAGCUCCAGCCGCCGCUGCGCCCGCGACAGCGCCGGGCCAGGAGGACGGCGAGCCGGCAGUGGACGCCCCGACGGACGGCACGGCGGUGGUCGUUCCGGCGACCCCGGGCGCGGCGCCGGCGUCCGAGCCGGGGGCGUCAAACCACGGCAGCACAUCAGUCGACAACAGCGCGCACCUAGAGCGGACGCCGAAGGGCAGCAUGCGCGUCAAAAAGGGCGGGGACAAGACGCUCGGGCCGGGCGGGCGGCUGGAGGCAAAGGUGCCGGGGACGUCGAUGGCGGGCCAGGGGCGGUACGCGGCAGUGGCUGGCGGGCGGUAG